Messenger RNA from Melanaphis sacchari, 525 nucleotides. RefSeq lists its product as uncharacterized. Lineage: Eukaryota; Metazoa; Arthropoda; Insecta; Hemiptera; Aphididae. The record is from RefSeq and is a predicted model, not a curated record. The transcript is spliced from 2 exons. The annotation marks the transcript as partial.
AUGACGUCUAUCCCUUUAGCAUUAAAAGAAAAAGUUGAAACCGAAAUUGAUCGUUUAAUUAAAAGCAAUAUUUUAGUUCUUAUCGACUAUAGUGAAUGGGCAACUCCAAUAGUACCAAUAUUGAAACCAGAUGGCACGGUUAGAAUUUGUGGUGAUUUUAAAAUAACAAUAAAUCCGGUAUUAGAAGGGACUGAAUACCCUCUUCCAAAAAUAGAACAUUUAUAUGCGAAUGUUAGUGGUUCAAGAUAUUUUUCGAAAAUAGACUUAAAAGACGCAUAUCAACAAAUGGUUAUUAAAGAAUCUGAUCGCAAAUAUACCACUAUUAAUACACAUAAAGGUUUAUUUAACUAUACCCGUAACCCUUUUGGAAUAAAAUCGUCGGCUGGGGAGUUCCAAAAAGCUAUGGAAACUUCCACAGCGGGUCUUGAGGGCAUUGGUAUAUUCCAAGAUGACAUUAUUGUUGCAGGUUCCACUAUCACAGAACACAACUCUCGUUUAGAAAAAUUACUAAAUGUAUUGUCAAAU